AUGCCCAUUGAAGCCACCUUUACCUCAACCAGUCCAUUUGGUUGGCCGCAAAUUGUACUCACCUGUUACGGGUCCGAUUUCUUUGGCAAUGAUGUUGUUUGUGGCUAUGGAGCUGUGCAUAUUCCAACCGUUCCAGGGAGAUCGGUAAAAAGGAUAAUAUUGUUUGUGCCGGAGGCUUCUACAUUAUUGCAACGUUUUAUUGGAUGGCUUACUGGGAAGAGAGCUGAAUUUGUGGAUUCGACAAUCCCUGCAACGGCAGAUGGCCGACAAGUUACAAAAGUGAGGAGUCAAGGAAUCAUCACCGUAACUAUGGAUAUUGUACUCAAAGAUAUGAAGAAAUAUGGUUACGAUGUGACACCAUCAUCGUUAUACAGGAUUUCAGAAUGUCCCCUGCCUGACUUCACGAAGACAUUUGAUGAACAGGUUCAAGUUCACCAUGAGAAAAAACUAAAAGAACCAGUCACUAAGUCUAAAGAAAUCUCUGAGCCCGAAAUUAAACCAGGACCAUCAAAUAUCUCCCAAUCAAUGAUAACACAUGCCUCAUCGCCACCAUCAACUCGACCACUUCCUAUGCCAAGACAAGCGACAGAAAAAGGUACGGACAGCACUGAAGAGAUCAGACAGGGUAUAACACCCUAA
Molecule: messenger RNA, 639 nt
Organism: Brugia malayi
Lineage: Eukaryota; Metazoa; Nematoda; Chromadorea; Rhabditida; Onchocercidae
Gene: Bma-mksr-1
Exons: 5
Coding region: 1-639 (212 amino acids)
Biological process (GO): cilium assembly
Cellular component (GO): MKS complex
Source: RefSeq, a predicted model, not a curated record